Molecule: messenger RNA, 5965 nt
Organism: Marmota flaviventris (yellow-bellied marmot)
Lineage: Eukaryota; Metazoa; Chordata; Mammalia; Rodentia; Sciuridae
Gene: Irs1
Product: insulin receptor substrate 1
Biological process (GO): insulin receptor signaling pathway
Cellular component (GO): cytosol; plasma membrane
Molecular function (GO): insulin receptor binding; phosphatidylinositol 3-kinase binding
Source: RefSeq, a predicted model, not a curated record
CGGCGGCGCGGUCGGAGGGGGCCGGCGCGCAGAGCCAGACGCCGCCGCUUGUUUUGGUUGGGGCUCUCGGCAACUCUCCGAGGAGGAGGAGGAGGGAGGGAGAAGUAACUGCAGCGGCAGUGCCUCCCGGGGAACAGGCGUCUUCCCCAAUCCUUCCCAAACCUCCCCCUCUGCCUCCCUCCCUAGUCCCCUCCCCUCCUCCCUUGCCGACUGGAGCGAGGGGCAGGGAUGAGCUUGUCCCUCUGGACCGUCUCCGGCUCCCGCGUCUGCCCAGUAGCGUUUCGCGUGGAAAAGCCACUUUCCCCGCCCGCCGAGAUGGGCUCGAAUGAGGGCUGCGGAGGACGCGUCCGCGGGCGGCGGCAGCAGCAGCAGCAGCAACAGCCGCAGCGCCGCGGUCUCUGCGAUUGAGCUGGUAUUUGGGCGGCUGGUGGCGGCGGGGACGGUUGGGGGGGUGGGAGGAGGCGAAGGAGGAGGCGAAGGAGGAGGAGGGAGAACCCCGUGCAACGUUGGGACUUGGCAGCCCGCCUCCCCCUGCCCAAGGAUAUUUAAUUUGCCUCGUGAAUCGCUACUUCCAGAGAGGAACUCAGGAGGGAAGGCGUGCGCGCCUGCAGGGGCACCACAGGGACACCACAGGGACCCGCUGGCCGCCGCUGCCUUCCUGCGCCGGACUUAAGCUGAGGCGGCUAGAGAUGCAUCUUAGCUCCUUCCUGGCUGCAGUGGUUGAGGGGACACUUGGCUUUCGGGAAGAUCGUGGCCGCAUUCACCCCGGACGCAUUGCCUCCCCUCUGGGCAUAAAACGCCCAUAAACUCCAGUCGGCUCUCUUCCUUGGCGCAGCCACUGCGUCCUUCUUUGCUACCCCUCCCCACUGCAGGGGGCAGCGUGGAUUUAGGAGUCGGGGUUUCUUCAGCCUUCAGCCUUGUUUGCAUGUGCGGGGCCGCGGUGAGGAGCCUCCGCCCCCCAACUAGUUGUUUUUUCGGCGCCUCCUUUUGCUCAGCGGCUGUGGCGGUGGCGGCAGCAUGGCGAGUCCUCCAGAUACCGAAGGUUUCUCGGACGUGCGCAAGGUGGGCUACCUGCGCAAGCCCAAGAGCAUGCACAAGCGCUUCUUCGUGCUGCGGGCGGCCAGCGAGGCCGGGGGCCCCGCGCGCUUGGAGUACUACGAGAACGAGAAGAAGUGGAGGCACAAGUCGAGCGCCCCCAAACGCUCGAUCCCCCUCGAGAGCUGCUUCAACAUCAACAAACGUGCUGACUCCAAGAACAAGCACCUGGUGGCUCUCUAUACCCGGGACGAGCACUUUGCCAUUGCUGCGGACAGUGAGGCUGAGCAAGACAGCUGGUACCAGGCUCUCCUGCAGCUGCACAACCGUGCCAAAAGCCACCACCACGAAGGGGCCUCAGCCCCUGGAGCAGGAGGCAGUGGUAGCUGCAGUGGCAGCUUGGGCCUCGGGGAGGCUGGAGAGGACUUGAGCUAUGGAGAUGGGCCCCCAGGACCUGCGUUUAAGGAGGUCUGGCAGGUGAUCUUGAAGCCCAAGGGCCUGGGUCAGACAAAGAACCUGAUUGGCAUCUACCGCCUCUGCCUGACCAGCAAGACCAUUAGCUUUGUGAAGCUGAACUCAGAGGCAGCGGCUGUGGUGCUACAGCUAAUGAACAUCAGACGCUGCGGCCACUCUGAAAACUUCUUUUUCAUUGAGGUGGGCCGUUCUGCUGUGACAGGGCCUGGGGAGUUCUGGAUGCAGGUGGAUGACUCGGUGGUGGCCCAGAACAUGCAUGAGACUAUCUUGGAGGCCAUGCGGGCCAUGAGUGAUGAGUUUCGCCCUCGAAGCAAGAGCCAGUCCUCAUCCAACUGCUCCAACCCCAUCAGUGUCCCCUUGCGCAGGCACCAUCUCAACAACCCCCCGCCCAGCCAGGUGGGGUUGACCCGCAGAUCACGCACUGAGAGCAUCACUGCCACCUCCCCUGCCAGUAUGGUAGGUGGGAAGCCAGGAUCCUUCCGUGUGCGCGCCUCCAGCGAUGGUGAAGGCACCAUGUCCCGCCCAGCCUCUGUGGAUGGCAGCCCUGUGAGUCCUAGCACCAACAGAACCCACGCCCACCGGCAUCGGGGCAGCUCCCGGCUGCAUCCGCCUCUCAACCACAGUCGCUCCAUCCCCAUGCCUUCUUCUCGCUGCUCGCCUUCGGCAACCAGCCCAGUUAGUCUAUCAUCCAGCAGCACCAGUGGCCAUGGUUCUACUUCGGACUGUCUCUUUCCAAGGCGGUCUAGUGCUUCCGUGUCUGGUUCCCCCAGUGAUGGCGGUUUCAUCUCUUCGGAUGAGUAUGGCUCUAGUCCCUGCGACUUCCGAAGUUCCUUCCGCAGUGUCACUCCGGAUUCCUUGGGCCACACCCCACCAGCCCGAGGCGAGGAGGAGCUGAGCAAUUAUAUAUGCAUGGGUGGAAAGGGGGCCUCCACUCUAACAGCUCCCAAUGGUCAUUACAUUUUGUCCCGAGGUGGUAAUGGCCACCGGUACAUCCCAGGAGCUGGCCUGGGCACCAGCCCAGCGUUGUUGACUGGGGAUGAAGCUGCCAGUGCUGCUGAUCUGGAUAAUAGGUUCCGGAAGAGAACUCACUCUGCAGGGACAUCCCCUACCAUUUCCCACCAGAAGACCCCAUCCCAGUCCUCAGUGGCUUCCAUUGAGGAGUAUACAGAGAUGAUGCCUGCCUAUCCACCAGGAGGUGGCAGUGGAGGCCGACUGCCUGGCUACAGGCACUCUGCCUUCGUGCCCACCCAUUCCUACCCUGAGGAGGGUCUAGAGAUGCAUGCCUUGGAGCACCGCAGCAGCCAUCAUCGCCCAGAUAGUUCUACCCUCCACACUGAUGAUGGGUACAUGCCCAUGUCCCCAGGGGUGGCCCCAGUGCCCAAUAGCCGGAAGGGCAGUGGGGAUUAUAUGCCCAUGAGCCCCAAGAGCGUGUCUGCCCCGCAGCAGAUCAUCAACCCCAUCAGACGUCAUCCCCAGAGAGUGGACCCCAAUGGCUACAUGAUGAUGUCCCCCAGUGGCAGCUGCUCCCCUGACAUUGGAGGUGGGUCCAGCAGCAGCAGCAGCAUCAGUGCCGCCCCUUCUGGCAGUAGCUAUGGGAAGCUAUGGACAAAUGGGGUUGGUGGGCACCACUCUCAUGCCCUGUCUCACCCCAAGCCCCCUGUGGAGAGUGGGGGUGGCAAGCUCUUGCCUUGUACAGGUGACUACAUGAACAUGUCACCAGUGGGGGACUCCAACACCAGCAGCCCCUCUGACUGCUACUAUGGCCCUGAGGAUCCCCAGCACAAGCCAGUCCUUUCCUACUAUUCAUUGCCAAGGUCUUUUAAGCACACCCAGCGCCCUGGGGAGCCAGAGGAGGGUGCCCGGCACCAGCAUCUCCGCCUCUCCUCUAGCUCUGGUCGCCUUCUCUACACUGCAACUGCAGAAGAUUCUUCUUCCUCCACCAGCAGCGACAGCCUGGGUGGGGGUUACUGUGGGGCUAGGCCAGAGCCUGGCCUCCCACAUCCCCACCAUCAUGUCUUGCAGCCCCAUUUGCCUCGAAAAGUGGACACAGCUGCUCAGACCAACAGCCGCCUGGCUCGGCCCACAAGGCUAUCUUUGGGGGAUCCCAAGGCCAGCACCUUGCCUCGGGCUCGAGAACAGCAACAGCAGCAGCCCCUACUGCACCCUCCGGAGCCCAAAAGCCCAGGGGAAUAUGUGAAUAUUGAAUUUGGGAAUGACCAGCCUGGCUACUUAUCUGGCCCUAUGACUUCCCGCAGCUCACCUUCUGUUCGGUGUCCAUCCCAGAUCCAGCCAGCUCCCAGAGAGGACGAGACUGGCACUGAGGAGUACAUGAACAUGGACUUGGGGCCCGGCCGGAGGGCAACCUGGCAGGAGAGCAGUGGUGGGGAGAUGGGCAGAGUGGGCCCUGCACCUCCAGGGACUACUAGCAUUUGCAGGCCUACCCGGGCAGUGCCCAGCAGCCGGGGUGACUACAUGACCAUGCAGAUGGGUUGUCCCCGUCAGAGCUACGUGGACACCUCACCAGUUGCCCCUGUCAGCUACGCUGACAUGCGGACAGGCAUUGCUGCAGAGGAGGUGAAACUGCCCAGGGCCUCAGCGGCUGCUCCUCCUUCAGCCUCCACAGCCUCUUCUUCCCCUGCUGCACCUCAAGGAGCAGCUGAGCUUCCUGCCCACUCUUCCCUUUUGGGGGGCCCACAGGGACCUGGGGGCAUUAGCGCCUUCACCCGGGUAAGCCUCAGUCCCAACCGCAACCAGAGUGCCAAAGUGAUCCGUGCAGAUCCACAAGGGUGCCGGAGGAGGCAUAGCUCAGAGACCUUUUCCUCAACACCUACUGCUUCCAGGGGGGCCAACACGGUGCCCUUUGGAGGAGGGGCUACAGUAGGGGGCAGUGGCAGUGGUGGCAGCAACAGCAGUGAGGAUGUCAAACGCCACAGCUCUGCUUCCUUUGAGAAUGUCUGGCUGAGACCUGGGGAGCUUGGCGGAGCCCCCAAGGAGGUGGCCCAAGGGUGUGGAGCUGCUGGGGGUUUGGAGAAUGGUCUUAACUACAUAGACCUGGAUUUGGUCAAGGACUUCAAACAGCGCCCUCAGGAGCGCCCCCCUCAACCGCAGCCUCCCCCACCUCCACCCCCCCAUCAGCCCCUGGGCAGUAGUGAGAGCAGCUCCACCAGCCGCUCCAGCGAGGAUUUAAGCACCUAUGCCAGCAUCAGUUUCCAGAAGCAGCCAGAGAACCGCCAGUAGCUCAACUGGACGUCACAGCAGAAUGAAGACCUAAACAACCUCAGCAAAUCUUCCUCUAACUCAUGGGUACCCAGACUCUAACUCUUUCAUGAUUCACAAUCAGGACCUCACAUCUUCCGCCUCUGUAGAUGGUACGAUGCAUCCAUUUCAGUUUGUUUACUUUAUACAAUCCUCAGGAGUUCGUUGACUGAACUGCACGUUCUAUAUUGUGCCAAGCAAAAAAGCACUGUGACACCAGAAGAAUAGUCUGCGUGAACUUCAUCUUGAACCUUAAGGACUUAGCUGGCCACAAUGAGCUGAUGUGCCCACUACCAGGCUGCGAGAGAAUGGGUUUCCUCUCAUUUACAAGAUUUGUUUCAUCUGCUGCUGAAACUGUGUUUGACAAAAUGUCAUUGUAAAUUAUUUCAUUCAAAACUGUUCACAUUGGGUGGAGAGAGUAUUAAAUAUUUAACAUAGGUUUUGAUUUAUAUGUGUAAUUUUUUUAAUGAAAAUGUAACUUUUCUUACAGCACAUCUUUUUUUUUGGAUGUGGAACUGAGGUAUACAAUGUUCUGUUGUAAAGAGUGGAGCAAAUGCUUAAAACAAGGCUAACAAGAGUAGAAUAGUGUAUGAUCCUUGUUUUAAGAUUGUAAUUCAGAAAAAUAAUAUAAUAAGAAUCAUAGUGCCAUAGAUGAUUCUCAAUUGUAUAGUUAUAUUUGCUGAUACUAUCUCUUGUAAUAUAAACUUGAUGUUGAGCUGAGUUCCUUAAAAGAAUUAAUCUUAAUUUUGUAUUUUUCCUGUAAGACAGUAGACCAUGUUAAUUAAACUGAAGAACAAUAUAUACUACUUGGGUAUUUUCAAGUGUCAGCUUAAAAUUUAUGAUUGAAUGGAAGCAAAAUUAUAAGAAAAGGAAAUCAAAGUCUUCCAUUGUAUAUAUUGUAAAGAGAAGGAGACCUGGGUGAUCCUUUCAAAUCAAAAGCUCUCUUUGGAAUGAACAAUGUGGGUGUUUGUAAAUUCUGGAAAUGUCUUUCUAUUCAUAAUAAACUAGAAUCUGUUAAUCUUUUCUUCUCUCCCCCUCCCCCAGUCCACUUCUGGAAGCUUCCUGCUCCAUUCCCACCAUUUUUUUUUCCUGUGCACAUGUUAUAAUAUUUCAUUUCUUGCGUUGUAUUGAGUAUACUUAGACAAGUGAGUGCUUGCUAACCAGAAAUUAAAAUUCCAGAGUGGCUUUUUUUUUUUUUGAA